Monosiga brevicollis MX1 is the source of this 486-nucleotide messenger RNA. RefSeq lists its product as uncharacterized. Gene Ontology annotation, biological process: nucleoside diphosphate catabolic process. The annotation marks the transcript as partial. NCBI's taxonomy places the organism in Eukaryota, Choanoflagellata, Craspedida, Salpingoecidae. The record is from RefSeq and is a predicted model, not a curated record. Gene Ontology annotation, molecular function: UDP phosphatase activity; GDP phosphatase activity. Gene Ontology annotation, cellular component: membrane. The transcript has 2 exons.
UUUUACGGCAUCAUGAUCGAUGCAGGCUCCACGGGCUCGCGCAUCCACGUGUAUCACUUCAAGUCACUCGACGCUGAAAAUGACGCUAUGGAGCUUCAGUCUGAGGUGUUUCAAUCCAUCAAGCCCGGCUUGAGCUCCUAUGCUGACGAUCCCCGCGCUGGUGCUGAAAGCCUCAUGCCUUUGCUCGACAUUGCCAUGUCGACGGUGCCUGAAAACAAGCGUGCCAUUACGCCCAUCAACCUCAAGGCCACGGCAGGCCUGCGGCUUCUGCCACAGGAGAAGGCGCAGGCGCUUUUGACGGAGGUGGAGUCCCUCAUCAAGAGCUAUCCCUUCCUCUUUGACCCCGAAGAUGCUGUCGAGAUUAUGGAAGGUCUGAAUGAGGGCAAGUUUGCUUGGGUCACCGUCAACUAUCUUCUCAACACCAUCGGCCAGCCCUCCCACCGCCAGUGCGUGGUUCUGGAUCUGGGUGGUGGAUCCACUCAAAUU